AUGGCCGCCCUCGACAUGUGGAUCGACUGGAACCGCUGGCACCCUAUUCCUUCGCCGCACGAGCUUGAUGAUGACGAGGAUGAAGAGGGGGAUGACGACGAGGACGACGAGGACGACGAAGACGAGGAUGACGACGAGGAUGACGACGAGGAUGACGAAGACGAAGACGAAGACGACGAAGACGAAGACGAGGAGAAAGCUCUGGACGAUCUCUUGGACGACGAUGUCGAUCUAGUGAUGGCUGCGGCUGAUCAAGAUACGUCACUUUCCCGUGCCAAGAAUGAUGCAGACGAUGCCUUAUCCAGUAUGGAUCCUUGCGUCGCGUGGGCGAGCCAGAGCACUGACAUGGAAGAAUGCCCUCUUUCGCCGGCGCCUGUUGCUGUGACCGACGAGCCUGCGCUCUGCUGCGAGCAUUCUCACCGACGUCCUACGUCGCACCGUGGCAGUGUCAUCCAGUCCCUCCUUAUCACCGAACCUACCAUGCAAUACUCUGGCUCGUACACCAAGAAGCUGGACACGACCGAUGAGCUAGUUCUUGCAGCCGAGCUCCUUCUGUUGCAUAAGUCACCGGAACUGGACGAAGAGCGCGCGACGUUCCACGCGAUGCCGACGUUUCACGUUUCGAGCGAUGAGGAGGAAGAGGAAGAAUCACCCUCCCACGGCGCCCGCACACGUGUGCACCAUUAA
Molecule: messenger RNA, 687 nt
Organism: Malassezia japonica
Lineage: Eukaryota; Fungi; Basidiomycota; Malasseziomycetes; Malasseziales; Malasseziaceae
Exons: 3
Coding region: 1-687 (228 amino acids)
Source: RefSeq, a predicted model, not a curated record